This is a messenger RNA of Suillus fuscotomentosus, 645 nucleotides long. Its product is annotated as carbonic anhydrase. Gene Ontology annotation, biological process: carbon utilization; cellular response to carbon dioxide; cellular response to oxidative stress. Gene Ontology annotation, molecular function: carbonate dehydratase activity; zinc ion binding. The record is from RefSeq and is a predicted model, not a curated record. The transcript has 4 exons. Lineage: Eukaryota; Fungi; Basidiomycota; Agaricomycetes; Boletales; Suillaceae. The coding region runs from base 1 to 645 and encodes 214 amino acids.
AUGUCCCAGCUCCAAUUGAAUGCCGCAGAGGACCUGAUCAACGCCAAUGAGAGGUGGGCACGAGACGUAAUCAAACACGAUCCCAAUUUCUUCAAGGACUCUGCUACUGAUUCCCAAAGGCCCAAGGUCCUUUGGAUUGGCUGCUCUGACUCGCGAGUGCCGGCCUCUGUCGUCACAGCGUCCAUGCCUGGCGAUAUCUUUACACACACAAACAUCGCAAACCAAUUCCACAGCUUUGACGACAACGUCAACUCCGUCCUAUCCUACGCUGUCGACCCGGUCGGCGUCAAACACGUCGUCCUCGUCGGCCACAGCGUCUGCGGAGGUGCCCAAUCAGCGAUACAGGCUGCUGAACAAGGGCCCGUAGAGCCCUACGACCCACUCACGCGUUGGUUGGCCCCCCUCGUUCAACUCGUUCGAACCCUCGACCUCCACGGGUUGCCUGAGAAUGAGGCGGUGGACAAGGUCGUUGAAGCCAACAUCCGCAAGCAGGUUGAAAACAUUUGCCUCUCAGAGCCCAUUGUUACUGCGUGGGCAACCGGGAAAAAUGUCUCUGUGCACGGAUGGGUGUACGAUCUCGCUACGGGACGAAUCAGAGAGCUUGUCGUGCGAUCCCCUCCGUGUGCUAAUGCUAGUUCUUGUUAG